UCUAAAGCAGCCAAUAGGGAGCCAGAGCAGGAUCUUUAUAAUCCCUCCCUCCUCCGAGCAGGAGGCGGCAAACUCGAGAGCGAAGCCCGUCGCUGUGGACUUUUGACACGGACACGCAGCGACACGGCAGGACCUUUUUUCCACGGAUAAACUCAAGACUCUUGCUGGGACGACGACUGAAACUACAAGCAUGCAACACUACGGCGUGAACGGCUACUCUCUGCACGCCAUGAACUCCCUCAGCGCCAUGUACAACCUCCACCAGCAGGCGGCGCAACAGGCGCAGCACGCGCCCGACUACCGGCCCUCCGUGCACGCGCUCACGCUGGCAGAGAGACUAGCAGACAUCAUCCUGGAGGCUCGCUACGGCUCUCAGCACCGCAAACAACGUCGGAGCCGCACGGCCUUCACCGCCCAGCAGCUGGAGGCUCUGGAGAAGACCUUCCAGAAGACCCACUACCCCGACGUGGUGAUGCGGGAGCGGCUGGCCAUGUGCACCAACCUGCCUGAGGCCCGAGUGCAGGUCUGGUUCAAGAACCGCAGGGCCAAGUUCCGUAAGAAGCAGCGCAGCCUCCAGAAGGAGCAGCUGCAGAAGCAGAAGGAGCCCACAGGUGAAGGAACGACCGAGAAGGACGACGGCCCGCCCUCCACCACCUCCGCCAACACCCCGCCUGACUCCCAGCCGCCCCCGUCCUCCUCCUCCUCCACGUCCCUGGGGACGGCAGAGGGUCCCGUGGUGCGCCCGCUACCGCUCCACAUGGAAGUCAACGUCACGUCGGCGGAGCAGUCCGGCAGCGAGUCUGCCACGGAGGACAACGCCACCGACAAGGAGGACGAGAGUAAAUGUCUGCAGCCGGAGGAGGUGCAGAGCGAGGGAGCCAUGACACCGGGCGACGACUCGUCCCCUUACAAGAGACUCAGCCCUAAAGCAGACUCACCCUGCAUCUCUCCGUCCCUGACCCCGUCUUCGUCCAGCAGUGGCCUGGCCGCCGGUGGUCCGCUCCCCCAGAACCACUCCUACUCGUCCUCCCCCCUGAGCCUGUUCCGCCUGCAGGAGCAGUUCCGCCAGCACAUGGCCGCCACCAACAACCUGGUGCACUACCCCGCUUUCGACCUGGGCGCCCCCUCGUCACUUCCCUACCUGGGCAUGAACGUCAACAUGCCGCCGGCGCCGCUGGGCACGCUGCCCUGCCAGUCCUACUACCAGUCGCUGUCCCACCACGCCCAGCAGGUGUGGAGCAGCCCGCUGCUGCAGGCGUCCGCCGCCGCCAGCCUGACCGGCCACAACAGCAAGACCACCAGCAUCGAGAACCUGCGGCUCAGGGCCAAGCAACACGCCGCCUCGCUGGGACUGGACGCCUUGUCUAACUGAAACGCCCGCCUGGACGCAGGAGGACUUGAGGCCACAUUUCCUAGCGGCUACUUCAACUAAAAAGAGGGACAAAAAUAGAACUCGAUGACGUGAACAUUCAUUCAAAGGACAUAUUGAAGGAGAAGGACUCAUAUGGCCCCCUUCUUGGGUGGAGGUUUGUUGUUUUGCAAUGCAUUCUGCUGGAAAUGAUGGAAAGCACCACUCGACAUCGCAACUGACGCCGUGGUCAAAGUUGGAAAUGCCACACAACACAUUUUAAAGUAGCAGUAUAGUGUAAAAACAAGUUGCCUCUAUUUUGACACUAUUAUCAUAUAUAUCAAAUUUAUGACACCUAAAUACUUACAAUGUUUACAAAUAAAUAGAUAUGAUAAAAAUAAUAUCAAUCUCACGGACAUUCUCGAGCCAUUUUAAGAAUAAAUGAGCACGUGACGAAGAGUAGGAACCACAGAUCCCUUCCCCAUCAACAACAAUGCUAAUCAAGCAGACUUUGCGAGAGCCAACAACGACUACUCAUGAUCCAGAACCUUAUAUUUUUGAGCCCGAACACAAAGAGGAUGAGCAAUAAGUUUUAGAAGCCGAGUGCUAAAUGGAUAGAUUGGUUGAUUGGGAAUUUUAGUAGUAGAUUUCACAGUACAGUACAUAUUACGUACAAUUGACCGCUAAAUGGUAACGCCCAAAUAAGUUUUUCAACUUGUUUAAGUUGGGGUCCACGUUAAUCAAUUCAUGGUAAACAAUGCUAAUCAAGCAGACUUUGCGAGAGCCAAUGACGACUACUUAUGAUUCGGAACCUUAUAUUUUUGAGCCCGAACACAAAGAGGAUGAGCAAUAAGU
Molecule: messenger RNA, 2203 nt
Organism: Nerophis ophidion (straightnose pipefish)
Lineage: Eukaryota; Metazoa; Chordata; Actinopteri; Syngnathiformes; Syngnathidae
Gene: dmbx1a
Product: diencephalon/mesencephalon homeobox 1a
Exons: 5
Coding region: 191-1372 (393 amino acids)
Biological process (GO): regulation of transcription by RNA polymerase II
Molecular function (GO): RNA polymerase II transcription regulatory region sequence-specific DNA binding; DNA-binding transcription factor activity, RNA polymerase II-specific
Source: RefSeq, a predicted model, not a curated record